GGACAGCAUAAGCAGAAAACAGACAACACUACAUGAACAUUGAAACUACAUCCAUUGGUAGUAUCACUCCAAAGAGUUUGUCUCCACAGUCUUCACCUAAAUCACCUAUACGACAUAGGAAGUACCUUUCCAUACCUUCAUCGCCACGACUAGGAAAACUCCCACCAUGGAAGAAGCUCCUCUAUUUAAAGCAACCCUAUCCGGAUAACUACACCGACAAAUCGUUCUUAUCACAACUUAAACGAAACACAACUGUUGCCAAAUAUUCUUACGUGAAGCUAGUUGAGGAUUUCUCACUCAUCAUAUUCUACAUAUCAUGUAUACUACUCGUGAUUCUUAUAUUCAUUGGCAUUUACGUUCAUAACUGGGACCCAACAUGGUUCACUAUCACAACCAGUGUCAUAACCUUUUUCAGUUUUAUGUUUCUUUCCAAUAGCUACAUGAUAAACAUGAAAUCAUUCAUCCUCAUCAUUCUCAUGCUAUUCAUGGUCUCCCCGAUCCUUGAAUCACUUACAAAAUCAACAUCAUCAGACUCGAUUUGGGCUAUAUCAUUCACGCUAUGCAUUGCCAAUGCAGUAUUCCACGAAUACUCAAUGAGUUCAGCCCAGCGGAAAAUCAAACCCCAUAGACCAAUUAUAUCGACAAACAUAUCACUUUCUAAUGCCAUCGUCCUUGCAUCACGGUUAUCGUCUACGAACGAAGUAUUUCAAUUUGUGCUUUUUGCAGUCCAGAUAAAUAUCUUACUUCCAUUGUUUGACGCAAAAUUGCUACAAUUAAACUAUAAGAAACUUCAUUGGACUAUUGUGAUAACGUCCUUUAUUCUUGUCGAUGUAUUGAUGUAUAAAUUGUUAAAUUACAAAUUCAUGGUAUAUUGGAACAUUGCAGCAAUGGGAUUGGUAGUGAUUAUGCCAGGAUAUUUCUUAUCACUUCAGAGAUACAAGAAUGAAUUACAAGGACCCUGGGAUACCGCCAAACCCAUUCUUAAUAGAGGUAGAUAGCAUAGUUAAUACUAAUAGUAAUGUCGCA
This is a messenger RNA of Spathaspora passalidarum NRRL Y-27907, 1026 nucleotides long. RefSeq names its product phosphatidylinositol N-acetylglucosaminyltransferase (gene GPI2). Gene Ontology annotation, biological process: GPI anchor biosynthetic process. The record is from RefSeq and is a predicted model, not a curated record. Gene Ontology annotation, cellular component: glycosylphosphatidylinositol-N-acetylglucosaminyltransferase (GPI-GnT) complex; membrane. Lineage: Eukaryota; Fungi; Ascomycota; Pichiomycetes; Serinales; Debaryomycetaceae. The coding region runs from base 33 to 998 and encodes 321 amino acids. The transcript has a single exon.